AACCGGAAGAGACGUGGCACAUAAACAGAAGCAGGAAGAAACCAGCUACACUCAAGUCAACUCAUGACAGCUUCCACCCGAAUCAUUAGUUCAUCAAAAUUCCCACAUAGAACAACUUUUAUGUCAUCCUUACAGCAUUCCCUAAAGCCACCGGGACUUGAUUAAAGUCUAUUACAGGAGGCUAUGGGUCUCUGCAAGUGUCCAAAGAGGAAGGUGACCAAUUUAUUCUGCUUUGAGCAUCGUGUAAAUGUGUGCGAACAUUGCCUCGUCUCCAACCACAACAAGUGUAUUGUACAAUCAUAUCUGCAAUGGCUUCAGGACAGUGAUUAUAACCCAAACUGUACUUUGUGCAAUAAUCCGCUGAUUGCUGAAGACACCAUCAGACUUAUCUGCUAUGAUGUUUUUCACUGGACUUGUCUCAACAAUUUGGCCUCCCGCCUGCCCCUCCAUACGGCUCCAGCAGGAUACCAGUGUCCCAGUUGUCAGGGUCCAGUGUUCCCCCCCUCCAACCUUGCCAGCCCGGUUGCCGAUGUGCUUAAAGAGCAACUGUCAUCUGUUAACUGGGCUAGAGCUGGUUUAGGGUUGCCACUGAUUUACGACCCAGUCGAUACCCUUCAGGAGGUCUCGGCUAAUGAUGUAACAGACUACACUGACUGGUCGUCAUUUAAUGCACAAGAACAGAGUCACAGUUACCACAGUCGCUCCUACAAUGCCAGCCUCAACCAAGCGCCCAAUAAUGCUUCAUCCCCAGAAGAGGAGAACUCGGGGAAUGUGGAUCCAAAUAACAGAGAUCACUCUAUUGUCAACUUUCCAGAUGAGACUACAUGCGUUACAAUUCAUGCAGGGUCAUCACCAAGAAAGAUCUACGACACGAGGGACAACAGCUCUAGCAGACAGAUGGAUUUCGAUGAUGACAAGUACAGACGACGACCAACGUUGGGCUGGUUUGCACAAAUUCUCAAGAAUUGUACGGGCUCAAAGCGAACGGCUCUGUCUUGGAAACAGCGGGUCUUCAUGUUCAUUUUGGUUGGUGUAGUGGGAUUCUUUACUUUGAUUAUCGUCAUGGCGAAACUUGGACGUGCCUCAGCUGGUUUAGACCCAAAUUUAGAUCCUCUUUUAAAUCCACACAUCCGUGUGGGCAGAAAUUGAAAUCAGACAUUGAUUACUUAUUUUUACCCACCUCCGCACCGCAUUUAUACUGUAAUGUGUAGGGAAAAAAAUAUUGGCACGCUAGUACAUGAAUUGGCCGCUAGAGGGAGACAUUUACCCACCAGGAACUGGGACCAUCUCACAAAGCGUUCUUUCCAUGAACGACCAACAAAGCUGUAUUCGAAUGAACAGGUCUAAUGGGGAGCUAUAUUAACCAGUUGACAAACGUUUAAAAACGAAAUGGUUGGAUUCUUCACUAUGAUGUUUAUAGUUGUGAAUGUAAAAAUGGCUUCCACAUUAAUUGCAAAAUGCAGUCAUAUACCUAAUUAUUAACACGCGUUUGUUUUCUUUUGAAAUUGAGUGCUUUUAGAUAUAUUAUUUAUGUUAAUCUGUUGUUUUGGGGUCCUUUUUGAUUGACAUUAAAUGGGAAUACUACAGAA
This is a messenger RNA of Syngnathus typhle (broad-nosed pipefish), 1589 nucleotides long. It is a transcript of the gene zfpl1, whose product is annotated as zinc finger protein-like 1. The transcript has 8 exons. The coding region runs from base 184 to 1149 and encodes 321 amino acids. Lineage: Eukaryota; Metazoa; Chordata; Actinopteri; Syngnathiformes; Syngnathidae. The record is from RefSeq and is a predicted model, not a curated record. Gene Ontology annotation, cellular component: Golgi apparatus.